AGACAGAGCUGCAGCAGCUGGACCGACUCCCGCCCGGGACCAGAGCAUCCCUCCAGCCUGCGGACUAACUCAGUGUUUCUCAACGUAGAUCUGACCGUCCAGGUCCUCCAUCCGCCAUGAGAGACUACUCCUCCGCGCCGGGACAUGGGGGCGCCUGCAUGCCGUGCUGCCAAGUUUGCGUGUACGCCUUUACUGCAUUUCUCAUCGUUGCAGAGAGGACAGCGCUGAUCUAUUGCUUUGUGUACUAUCUUUGGGUGGGUCACAACUACUGCUAUGCCCAUCUUUCCGGCUUCACUGCACUGUUCUUGCUGCCAGGUUGGGGUCCUCAGUGGCUCAGUUAUCUGUGGUACCUGUCUGAUGGACGCAUCCGCAGGAAGUCUCUCACCUGGACACACAUACUGCACCUCGGUAUCUUCAAAAGGCUGUGGGAGUGCAUGUGUCUGCAGGACUAUGAUUUGUAUGGAGAGAUCAUGCAGCAGGCUGACGUGUCCGCCUUGCGUCUGUUUGAGGCGUUGGUGGUGACCCUUCCUCAGACACUGCUGCAGACUUAUGUCCUAAUCUGCACUGAUAUAGGAAUCAAAUCUCCAGCCUCGGUGUGUUUUGUGGUGUGUUUGUUAUCUCUGUCCUGGGCCUUGGUCCUUUACGCCAGAGCCUGUUUACUCAUCAGACCUGGACACCUGCAGAUGACCCCUGCUGCCAUGCUCUGUCGACUUGUGUGGAGGAUCAGUAUGUUGGGAUCUCGAUUCGCGAUUCUCAUGCUCUUCACACGUAUCUUCAAACAAUGGAUCCUGGGAGUCAUUGGUGUGCACUGGCUGGGUGCAACAUUUUGGAUGGUGUCUCAGCAGACUGAUAUCAUUCGUUCAACUAAUCGAUGGAGACUCUUCAACCUCGUUCUGGGAGCAGUUCACAUCUUCCUUUUCCUCAAUGUGAAGUACGGUCAAUCCAGAUACCGCAUGGCUGGCUUUUACCUGGCCAUGUUCAUAGAGAACGCUUUUCUUUUGCUGGCCUUCUCGUGGCUGUUUACCAUGGUGUCCUGGGACACUGUGGGGAUCCCAGCUGCAGUGUUCUGUAGCUUCCUCAUUGGAGUCAUAGCGUUGGUGCUGUAUUAUCGUUUCCUCCACCCCAAGUCCUUUGAGAUUUUCCAGAGUAUUCGCCACAGGGGGAUAGGUGGAGCCUGUGCGGAGCGUGGAUCUACGCUGUCAUUGGAGGAGAAAGUCACGCCCACUUUCCAUCGCCAUGCAACACUGACCGGAGGUGGGACCCUCAUGGAUCUCCCUAUCCAAUGGGAAGGCUGGAAACAUCACCACUGGCUGCUAAUUCGCUUAGCCAUGAAAACCGGAGAUGUGUCUAAGAUCUGGUCGUCGUAUGGCGAGGGGGGACUGGCCGGACUCAUGGGUCUGCCUGAAGAAAUUCACUCUCCUGAUGUACAUCAUGUCCCUCGGGGUCCACUUAUUCCGCCACAGGCUCCUCAAAUCUCGCAACCAGCCCCUCAACCAUCUCCUCCAGAGGUGACCCCGGCUCCACAGGUUAGAGAGGAAGUCCCGCCUCCAAAGCCUGCUCUCUCUACUGUCAUAGCCAGACCAGUGAGAAAAGCUCCACCCACAACCAUCCAGGAUUUGAGAAAUUUCCCAGAGAUCAUCCCGGUCCAGGAGGUCAUCAUGGAGGAGUCUGCAGAAGAAGAGUCCAGAGCUACACCAUCAGAAAGAUGUGAUGAGGACUAUCUGAGUGCUGCUUACGCCUCUCCCUCACUUUCCUCUCCGCUGCAACCAGACAGCCUCUGUCACAUCGACAGCAAUGUGUCCCUGACCGAAGCCUCAUCUUCCGUACACUCACUGGACAUCAAGACUCCCGGCUGGUCACCUGAGCGACGCUCCUCUCUCAUGAUCACUUCCCCAGAUAAAAAACUCUCGCUCCCCGGAGAGUCCAGCACCACGCUGUACUUCAGCGCAGAUGCACAGUCCCCCUCCAGUGGGAGCUAUCUUGGCUGGGGCUCCGAGUUGUCGCCCAUCUCCACCUACAGAAGUCCCUACCGGAUCAGGGAGGCUCGCUUCAUCACGUCCACCCCACGUCUGGAGCCUCGAGCUAGGGCUGAAAGUCCAGGUCCAUCCUCAGUGGUUAUCAUCCCUGCCACUCCUGGUACAACACCAGGCCCGACCCCAGGAGGAACCCCUGGUACAUCGACCCCUACAGCUUCAACUCCCGGUGCUGCAACACCUGUAGCUUCAACCCCUGGUACUGCAACACCCGCUGCUUCAACCCCUGGUACUGCAACACCCGCUGCUUCAACCCCUGGUGCUUUGACUCCUGUUGCGACCACACCCAGUGCUCAAGUCAUUCCCCUCACUCCGGUCAUUUCCCACGCUCGCAAACAGAUAGUGCAGUAUGUGGACAGCAGAGAGAGGAUGGUGUAAGGAGGAUGGGGGGUGAAGGGGAGGAUGUGGGCAGGGAUGUCUUUUUUUAGUUUAGCAGUUAAGGAUAUUCAUAAAUUCAUGCAUUACCUAUCUUGGCUAUCUAUCCAGGCUUAAAGGGGAAUUUGAGGAAUACUUCAACCCCCAAAAUUAACAUUUGUAUUACAAUUACUAUUAAUUAACUGGGGUUGCGUUUAACAACAGCAGAUCUCUCAAAGCUGUAUCAAAACAUCAAUUACAAUUCAAGUCUCAUUUAACAAGUCAGAGACAUAUUACUUCCCUAUCACAUGCAAUAUUGCUAAACCUUACUUUUUGUCCAGGAACGCUACACGGCAAUGCUAGUCAGACGAGUUUAUAGGGAAGUUUUAAUUUAAAAGGCAUGAAAGAGCAGAAUAAAACAUUUCCCAGUUUGAGAAAGUACAUCCUAUCUUAUCAUGGGAGAAAAGUUUUGUUUAAGAAUUCAAGCUUACACAGGGGGACUUAUUGAUUAACAAAUAGUCAUUUUUUGAACGAUAUAAAGUAUCACUUAUUAUUAAUAUAGUAUUCAUUAUUUUUCCUGACAUUAACAUACAUGGGGUUACUUUUACAGAAAAUGAGCGUGCAUUGGUAGCACACUUGCCAACCACAGGAAAUGAUCUCAAUUCUCAAUAAUAGUAUAUCUGGCUUUGCGAUACGUAUUACAGUCUUUUAAAGGAGAAUUCAGUGAUACAUUAGGUCCUUGUUGCUGCACAUUACUGCUAGAUGGUUAGAGUGCCUGCAGAAGGGAGGACAAUACUAUGAAAAUUGCUUGCUACUGUGAAAAGGCUAAAAGGGAAGCAUCUGGCAAAUUUCAAUGUAUGAGGCUAGGCACGUGGUGAUCUCAUUCCUGCCGAGGCCAUCGCAAGCCAUCCUAAUAUUCAGUCCUAUAAAACCGUCAAUAAAAAAGAACAUAGAUCACAAUACAGAUCAUUAUGAAGAGAAGAUUGAAUCUGGGUUAAUCAUUAAGAGAACACACAGAUUCAAAGGUGCUAAUGAAUGUGGGGAAUAGCUUUCACCUUUUUAUUUAUUUAAGUAACCACAAGAAAUCAAAUGCUGAUGUUGGUGUUAAUCUCUUCUUAAAAUAAUCAUAAAUACUAUGGGCAUAUUAGAAUUAUGAGCUGUGAGGAAAUCAAAAUGAACCAGGUAUUUAAAAUAGUUUACAAACACCAACAUGCUGAAACCCUUAUAACUCACAAAUGCAACUCUCUUUUUUGAUUCUGAUACAAUCAAACUAAUAAUCUGCUAUGAAAUAUGAAAGUAUUGCAAAUCCAAGCAUACUUUCAAAGGCAUUGAAGUUAGUAUGCUUGCAAAAAUUUCUACGACGAUGUUGAACAACCCGUCCAGUAUUCAUUCAUCCAACCAGUUACUCACUGUGUGUCCGAUACAGUACAGUAUUCGCAAUCUGUCAAAUAGUUCAAAGUCUUCUCACUGAUAUCUUUAUUAACACAGAAUCAUGAGAUAAGCAUAUUACAAAAAGUAAAGGUUUGAGGGAAAAGUAUUUAAUAAAUGAUGCUAUACUUUCCGUAAUACUAAUUUUAAUUGCAAACAUUUCAGUUGGCACUUUAUAGCAGAAGGAGGCAGCUAAAGUAUCAGGAUGUUGUGUAAACUACACUAUGAGUAUAACAUUAGAAUAUGAAAGAGAAAUUGUAGUAGAAUAUCCAAAUAUUAGAGGGGUAUCAGAUCACAUUUAAUUACAUGCAUUUCUUUGUAUUGAUAACCUUUUUUUUAAAGUUAUUGAUGGCUUGUUUUUAUCCAUUUUUACAACGUAUUGUUUGUUAUUAGAUUUCAUUGAGUGACUCCUUCUCUUUGUGAUAGCUUUCAGAAUUAUUUUGAGAAGUGUAAUAGCAAUUUUGCUAAGAAAUAACUUCCUCAAAUGUAGAGAGGAAGUAAUACAGAGGAGAAACCUAUUUUAACAAUGUUUAAAAUAUAAAUAUAUAACCUCUAAAUCUAUCUAAUAUGCUCUUUUAAAGCCCACUAUACUCAUGAAUAGGUCUUGUCCUAUCUUUUAGUUGAACCUCCUAUCUUAGUAAAACUGAAUUCACAAGUUACCAAAAUGAUUUCUUAUUUGUUUAUGUUGCAAUGAGAAAAUGUAAUGUCUCACUGAAAACACAUUUGAAAGAAAAAAGGGAACAGGAGUUUUAGAGAAAAUACUAAAGGAAAAGUCCUGGGUGUAUGACCUGCCAUAACUGUCAAGCUUGGUCGAUGCCAGUAUUAUGUAACGUUAUGAAUAUUAUUUAUUUUAAUAUGUGAAAUCAGAUUGUAGUCAUAGAAUGAAAAAGACCAGUGUUCCUUAUAUAUUUAUAUUCCAUUUCUAGUUAGCUGCUAUAUUAUUUUACUUUUCUUUCUUUCUUAAGACAUAAUAACAUUAUGGGAAUAUCAUUUGUGGUUUAUGGAACAAUGUACAGAGAAAAACCACCUGAAAUUGUGUGAAACUGUUAUCCAUAAACUGUACCUGCUGAUAGACACUGCAUGUUACUCCUUCAUCCAGAAAAUUGUAUCUGUUCCUUUAGAGAAAGAAAGCACUUGUAACUUCAUACACAAACACACACACUUCAUAAUACUUAACACACUUGCUAGAAUGUAUGCGUUUGCCAGAGCAAUAAGAAAGCUAAUGAAAUGUAUCUUAGUGCACAAAAAAAUAAGAAUCUACGCACACGCUUCAGAGUGCAGCGAUGCUUGGCUUGAUCAUCCUGACACAGCGCUUUGCCUUGUAGACUGACAGUCGCUUGUUAAUAAAGUGUGUAUUGCCUUAUGUUAGAACAAUAUGCUUUGCUCUGUGUACCUGAUGUGUAUGAUAAUCUUUGCUUGUCUUUCUACUUUGUCUUGUUUUUUAUUCUUCUUAAAAAUCCUUCUUUUAUAUUGAUCACAUGUACUGUUAUGAAAUGUGUGGACAGCCACGGUGCGGUGUGUCAAGGUUUCACAUGUGAAAUUGUUUUAGAGACAACAUUGUUUUCAAUGACAGACUGAAUUAGUUUGCUGGUUGAUUGUAACGUCACUUAGACACUGGAAGGCCUCCAUUUAUCAACAUGCUUCACCUCACCUCUACAAGGAUCUCCACAGUACUGUGGCUGGUGGUAGUGAGUCAUUAACUGUGCUAUUGAUGUGGCAAAAUAAAGUCAUUAGUCAUGAUCAAA
Molecule: messenger RNA, 5560 nt
Organism: Eleginops maclovinus (Patagonian blennie)
Lineage: Eukaryota; Metazoa; Chordata; Actinopteri; Perciformes; Eleginopidae
Gene: xkr5b
Product: XK related 5b
Exons: 13
Coding region: 117-2411 (764 amino acids)
Biological process (GO): phosphatidylserine exposure on apoptotic cell surface; apoptotic process involved in development; engulfment of apoptotic cell
Cellular component (GO): plasma membrane
Source: RefSeq, a predicted model, not a curated record